This is a messenger RNA of Linum tenue, 2574 nucleotides long. NCBI's taxonomy places the organism in Eukaryota, Viridiplantae, Streptophyta, Magnoliopsida, Malpighiales, Linaceae. The record is from the annotation of a GenBank genome assembly.
AAACGGAUAAUUGAAAAAAACAAGAACGUAGAAAUCACUCAAAAACAAGAACCACGAACCAGCUGUCAGCUGAGACAAACAAAAAUCCCAGAUUAAUCAAACUCGACCCACCAAUCCAUCUUCGAUCGCCACAUACCCGCCUUUCCCCCACCGGCGACAACGAUGAAUCGGGCCAUCUUAAUCCCAUUCCUCUUCUCCUCCCUUCUCGCCGGCGUCGCCCUCGCCAAACCCAGCAUCUCCGUCACUCCGACCCUCCUCAAUCGCUCCGGCGACGUCGUCACCGUCUUCUGGUCCAAUGUCGACUCCCCUUCCAAUCUCGAUUGGGUCGGAAUAUACUCCCCGCCCGACUCCCGCCCCGACCACUUCAUCGGCUACAAGUUCCUCUCUUCCUCGCCCGGUUGGGAAUCCGGGUCGGGUUCCCUCUCCAUACCCAUCACAAACCUCCGAUCCAACUACUCCUUCCGGAUCUUCCGCUGGACGGAGGACGAGAUCAACGUCAAGCGCCAGGACCACGACCAGAACCCGCUUCCGGGCACGAAGCAUCUGCUGGCGGAGUCCGAAAAGGUAGUCGGGUUCGGGUCAAGGAAGGGGCCGGAGCAGAUCCACUUGGCUUUUACCGACGCUGUGGAUGAGAUGAGGGUGAUGUUUGUCGUCGGAGACGGAGAGGCGAGGAAGGUCAGGUGGGGGGAAGAGGACGGUCAGUGGAGUCACGACGCGGCGGCGCGUGUGGCCAGGUACGAGCGAGAGGAUAUGUGUGAUUCGCCUGCGAAUAGCUCCGUUGGGUGGAGAGAUCCUGGGUGGAUUUAUGAUGGGGUUAUGAAGAAUUUGAAGAAGGGUUUCAGAUACUACUAUCAGGUUGGGAGUGACUCAAAGGGCUGGAGUGCAACUCAAACCUUUGUGUCAAGGGACGAAGAUGCAAACGAGACAAUAGCUUUCCUGUUUGGAGACAUGGGAACUUCUGCACCAUAUGCAACAUUCAUCCGUACACAAUCCGAAUCCAUAUCAACGGUAAACUGGAUCCUCCGCGACAUGGAAUCUCUAGGUGACAAGCCUGCUUUCGUCUCUCACAUUGGCGAUAUAAGCUAUGCAAGGGGCUACUCCUGGAUAUGGGACCAUUUCUUCACUCAGAUUGAACCCAUUGCAUCAAAAUUGGCCUACCAUGUUUGCAUUGGCAAUCACGAGUAUGAUUGGCCAGCACAGCCGUGGAAGCCGGAUUGGGCCUCUGGAACCUAUGGAACUGAUGGAGGUGGUGAAUGUGGUGUUCCUUACAGCUUGAAAUUCAACAUGCCAGGAAACUCUUCAGAGCCAACUGGAAUGCGAGCACCACCAACUCGAAACCUUUACUACUCUUUCGAUUUGGGGACCAUUCAUUUUGUUUACAUAUCAACCGAAACAAACUUCCUUCGAGGGAGUCAGCAGUACAAGUUCAUAAAAAAGGAUCUCGAAUCAGUCAACCGGACCAAGACCCCUUUCGUUGUUUUCCAAGGGCACAGGCCGAUGUACACUACGAGCAAUGAGGUUAGAGAUGCACCGAUGAGGCAGAAAUUGCAAGAGCAUUUGGAACCACUACUCGUGAGCAACAACGUGACCAUGGCUUUGUGGGGUCAUGUACAUAGGUAUGAGAGGUUUUGUCCGAUGAAUAACUUCACAUGUGGGGAGAAGGGGCUUCCGGUUCAUGUAGUGAUUGGGAUGGCUGGUCAAGAUUGGCAACCGACUUGGGAACCUAGACCGGAGCACCCUGAUAUGCCAGUUUUCCCUCAACCAGAGAGAUCGCUGUAUAGAGGAGGAGAGUUUGGGUAUACGCGACUGUUUGCUACAAGGGAGAAGCUCACGUUGUAUUAUGUUGGGAACCAUGACGGGCAAGUGCAUGAUACAGUGGAGAUUCUUGCGUCGGGUGAAGUCAUAAGUGGGAAUGAUGGUCAGAGCGAUGCCAUGAAAGACCUGGUUGGCAUGGGAAGCAAAGCUCCUGCAGCAGGAGCAGGAGAAUUUACGGUGUCAAAGUAUGUGAAGGGGGCAAGCAUCCUUGUCCUGGGGGCUUUCAUUGGCUACAUUGUAGGGUUCAUUUCGCAUGCCAGGAAGCAGAAUCCUCCAAAAGCCGAGUGGACUCCUGUGAAAAGCGAGGAGACGUGAUAGUACUAUAUAAUGAUAUCUUUCGCGCAAUGCUGGAAUCCUGUUGCCAUGAAUGUGAGUCCAUCUAUUGCAUGCUAUCCAAAGGGUUUUGGUGCACUACUGUUGUUACUCUCCUGCAACUCUAUUUUAGAUCUGUAAAUAGUCGUCCUCCACUGUAUCAUUUGGAAGAGUGGAAGUAGAUAGGGAAGUUUGAUUGAAGGAUUGUACUUAAAAGAUAUGCGUAUUCUGAUUGUUUCUGAGUAUUGAUUUUAUCAUUUACUUGCUCCCUUCUCUUGUAGAAUAAAGGGGGAGGAAUGAUUUCUGUAUAUUGUUACAUCCAUAACAGAAGGGUUACGCUAUCCUCCUUGUUUCAUGCACCAGUUCUAAAUGUAGAGUAUCAAUACUGUAUAGCCAUUCAUGGGAAAAGAAAGAGUUGACGAAAGAAUGACAUUUUAGUAAAUUGCC